AUGCUUGACUCGGGCGCUUUGCAAGAAGAACGGCAGAAGCGGACUGCGGCAACGGGGCGAAUCGUCCACUCUUACGGCGGGCACGAGGGGCUGCAGCGGAUCGUUGCGGCUAUCGUCAAUUGGUUGCAGAUCAACUUGACAGGCUUCGAGCCAGCUGAGCCAGCGACUAGAGCCAACCCGAACGGUUACCAGCACUACGACGCCGGCGGGCUGGUCAUUGAAGGGGGCUUGAACACCGCCCCCGAACCCAUCGUCCUCCGCGCCCCCGGCGUCUCUAUUCACGUCGUCCAGAUUCGCGCAAGUGGCCGAUGGCCUCGCCGCUUCGUCCUCGAGCGCUUUCUCCCCGACUCGGGCGGCGAGAAGAAGGGCCACAAGACAGACAUACGUGAGAUUUCGGCUCCGCGCCUCGUUCAGAGCUACGUCAGAGUGGAACACAAGUACAAUUGGCCGACGGAUGAGGCGGAAACGAUUGCGCAGGCCGGCUUGCAGGACCGCCCACACGCGUUGAGUGUUGAUUUCCAUCCUCCCCUCGUCCCCUUCGCUUUCACCGCGACCAUCGAGCAACUCGGCCGACCACUCGAGGACACAUACAAGUGGUCCCCUCACCCAGAUGUCGCCUUCCGCAUCCACCUCCUGCCCCCGGCCCGGCCAUCCCUCAAGCCUUCGUCCGACUUGAUCUGA
This is a messenger RNA of Rhodotorula toruloides NP11, 681 nucleotides long. RefSeq lists its product as uncharacterized. The record is from RefSeq and is a predicted model, not a curated record. The coding region runs from base 1 to 681 and encodes 226 amino acids. The transcript is spliced from 4 exons. NCBI's taxonomy places the organism in Eukaryota, Fungi, Basidiomycota, Microbotryomycetes, Sporidiobolales, Sporidiobolaceae.